Molecule: messenger RNA, 2180 nt
Organism: Herpailurus yagouaroundi (jaguarundi)
Lineage: Eukaryota; Metazoa; Chordata; Mammalia; Carnivora; Felidae
Gene: PDE9A
Product: phosphodiesterase 9A
Exons: 16
Coding region: 398-1723 (441 amino acids)
Biological process (GO): signal transduction
Molecular function (GO): 3',5'-cyclic-nucleotide phosphodiesterase activity
Source: RefSeq, a predicted model, not a curated record
ACGGCGUGGGGGAGGGUGCCCGGCCUGCCCCCGGGCGUCCCCUUGGCUCUGUCCCGGGGGCCGGGUCCUGGGGCCACUCGAGCGCAGAUCGGGGCCUGAGGCUGCGCUGAUCUGGCAGCGUCCUGGCAGCCGGACCCGGCCUCUGCCAACCUCCGGGGUUGCCCUGGAACCAAACCAGAGUCGGCCGUGGGAGACAGUCUGCCAGCCACGGCACGUCCCCGCCGGCGCCUGCCACCUGGGAGGCCCCCGGACACGCGCCCACGACGCCCUGAAGGCAGCCCAGGCCUGGCGAGGUGACGGGGAGCCUGCCGAAGCCUGUGUCCUGAGCGCUGGCCGUCGGGGCAGCCAGAUCCUUUGCCUGUGCUGGAGCCACGAAAAAGAAGAAUUAAUCCAGAGCAUGCUGACCCAGGUCGUAGAGCAGUUCUCAAGAGCGUUUAAGAUCAACGAACUCAAAGCCGAAGUCGCGAAUCACCUGGCCGUGCUCGAGAAGCGCGUCGAACUGGAAGGCCUGAAAGUGGUGGAGAUUGAGAAAUGCAAGAGCGACAUCAAGAAGAUGCGGGACGAGCUGGCGGCCCGAAGCAGCAGGACCAGCUGUCCCUGUAAGUACAAUUUUGUGGAUACCAACAAGAAGAUGACGCCCCGGCGUGAUGUCCCCACUUACCCCAAGUACCUGCUCUCUCCAGAGACCAUCGAAGCGCUCCGGAAGCCCACCUUUGACGUCUGGCUCUGGGAGCCCAACGAGAUGCUGAGCUGCCUGGAGCACAUGUACCACGACCUGGGCCUGGUCCGAGACUUCUCCAUCCACCCCGUCACGCUCAGGAGAUGGCUGCUCUGCGUGCACGACAACUACAGAAACAACCCUUUCCACAACUUCCGGCAUUGCUUCUGCGUGACCCAGAUGAUGUACAGCAUGAUCUGGCUCUGCCGGCUCCAGGAGAAAUUUUCCCAAAUGGAUAUCUUGAUUCUAAUGACGGCAGCCAUCUGUCACGAUUUGGAUCACCCAGGGUACAACAACACGUACCAGAUCAACGCCCGCACGGAGCUGGCCGUCCGUUACAAUGACAUCUCGCCCCUGGAGAACCACCACUGUGCCGUGGCCUUUCAGAUCCUCGCCCAGCCCGAGUGCAACAUCUUCACCAACGUGCAGCCGGACGGGUUCAAGCAGAUCAGACAGGGGAUGAUCACUCUGAUUCUAGCCACUGACAUGGCAAGACACGCAGAAAUUAUGGAUUCUUUCAAAGAAAAAAUGGAGAAUUUUGACUACAGCAACGAACAGCAUGUGACCCUCCUGAAGAUGAUUCUGAUAAAAUGCUGUGAUAUCUCCAACGAGGUGCGUCCGAUGGCAGUUGCAGAACCUUGGGUGGACCGCUUGUUGGAAGAGUAUUUCAUGCAGAGCGACCGCGAGAAGUCGGAAGGCCUUCCCGUGGCCCCUUUCAUGGACCGGGACAAAGUGACCAAAGCCACGGCCCAAAUUGGGUUCAUCAAGUUUGUCCUGAUCCCCAUGUUUGAAACGGUGACCAAGCUCUUCCCUGUGGUCGAGGAACUCAUGCUGCGGCCCCUUUGGGAAUCCAGAGACCGUUACGAGGAACUGAAACAAAGAGAUGACUCCUUGAAAGAGAGGGAGACGGAGAGCUUGACGGCGGGGGGCACCGACACGUCGUCGUCGUCGAGAGAGAAAAGCAGAGAUGUGAGAAACAGAGAAGAGGGUGCUAUUCUGAAUUGACAUCUCGAUGCACGUGACGGAGCCUGGAGGAGGCAGGACGAUGCGGGCUGUGGUUCUGGACCAGGCUGGCCGAGCCUCGCGAGCCGUCCGCGCGGGGGAGAAGUUCGUUCCGAGCGCCUGACUCCACGAGACCACGUUUUCUAAGAACUGUUUUGUUCACUGAUACAAAAAAAAAAAAAAAAAAAAAAAAGGAAAACGGAAUUCAUGAUGCUGUACAGAAUUUUUAUUUUUAAACUGUCUUUUAAAUAAUAUAUUCUUAUACAGAAACGGGUACUGUACUUUUUCUUUGUAGUGUUGUGUAUCCGGGGGCUGCGUCUGGCAGUCCCCAGAGCCCCCGAGCUCUCACGGGGGGACAGGAACUGUGCUUUGCUCGCAGAUGUGUCUGCGCGGUGUGAUGUGACACUCCCUCCCGUGUAAAUUCAGAAUUAAAUGCCAGGCGGUGCCCGGAGCACAAGGA